AUGAGGAGGGAAAUCCUCACCCUGGCCUUCGCCCGGGCCGUCUUCGCCGAGUUCCUCUCCACCCUCAUCUUCGUCUUCAUCGGGCUGGGCUCGGCGCUCAAGUGGCCCUCGGCGCUGCCCAGCAUCCUGCAGAUCUCGCUGGCCUUCGGGCUGGCCAUCGGCACGCUGGUGCAAGCCUUCGGCCCCGUCAGCGGCGCCCACAUCAACCCGGCCGUCACCAUCGCCUUCUUCGUGGGCAACCAGAUCUCCUUCCUGCGCACCCUCCUCUACGUGGCCGCCCAGCUGCUCGGGGCCGUGGCCGGCGCCGGGAUCCUCUACGGCGUCACCCCGGCCAACACCCGCGGCAACCUGGCCAUCAACGCCCUCAACAACAACACGACGGCGGGGCAGGCGCUGGUGGUGGAGAUCAUCCUGACCUUCCAGCUGGCCGCCUGCAUCUUCGCCUCCACCGACAACAGGAGGAGCGGCGUGGGCUCCCCCGCCAUCUCCAUCGGCCUCUCCGUCACCCUCGGCCACCUCGUGGGGAUUUACUUCACCGGCUGCUCCAUGAACCCCGCGCGCUCCUUCGGCCCCGCCGUCAUCGUCAGGAGGUUCGACCCCACGCACUGGGUUUUCUGGCUCGGGCCCAUCCUGGGGGCCUGCCUGGCCUCUCUGCUCUAUUUCUACGUGCUGGUGCCGUACUGCAUGAACCUGUCGGACCGCGUGGCCAUCAUCAAGGGCACCUACGAGUCCGAGGAGGAGUGGGAGGAGCAGCGCGAGGAGAGGAAGAAAUCCAUGGAGCUCACCCCGCCCUAGGAGCGGGGGACGAGGAGGAUCCCUCACCCCCAAAAUCCCACAGCCCACGCCCCCCUAAACCCACGGGCAAGCUCGUCCUGGGGUUGUUGAGUGUAAAUACCCCCCUAAACCGCCUUAAAUCACCCCUCAUCACCACCCCAUCCCACCCUCCCGGGGUAGUUUGGGCUCCCCCUCACCCUGGGGGUCCCCCAAAGGGUGGGUGGGCUCUGGAAACCCCCCCAAAACACCCCCAAAUUCGCCCCCCUCGCGGGGCCAGCGCUGCUGGUAGAUGCUCUUUCCCUCCUUUCCCGGUGCUGGGGUUGUCCCUAUUUAUUCGUGGCUGUGCAAAACACGUGAUUGAUGAUUUGUUUUUGGUUUUUUCCUUUGUUUUGUU
Messenger RNA from Myiozetetes cayanensis, 1168 nucleotides. It is a transcript of the gene AQP5, whose product is annotated as aquaporin 5. Gene Ontology annotation, biological process: transmembrane transport. The record is from RefSeq and is a predicted model, not a curated record. Gene Ontology annotation, molecular function: water channel activity. The transcript has 4 exons. Gene Ontology annotation, cellular component: apical plasma membrane; plasma membrane. The coding region runs from base 1 to 795 and encodes 264 amino acids. Lineage: Eukaryota; Metazoa; Chordata; Aves; Passeriformes; Tyrannidae.